Messenger RNA from Dovyalis caffra, 981 nucleotides. Lineage: Eukaryota; Viridiplantae; Streptophyta; Magnoliopsida; Malpighiales; Salicaceae. The record is from the annotation of a GenBank genome assembly.
AUGACGAUUACCUCUAGCCCAUUGGUCGUGUCUUUUGGAGAGAUGCUCAUUGAUUUUGUGCCUGAUGUUGCUGGAGUUUCCUUGGCUGAGUCUAGUGGCUUCAUCAAAGCACCUGGUGGCGCGCCUGCUAAUGUUGCUUGUGCCAUCACUAAGCUUGGUGGUAAAUCUGCCUUCAUUGGCAAGGUUGGAGAUGACGAGUUUGGCCACAUGCUAGUUGGUAUCUUGAAGAAGAAUGGUGUGAACAGUGAAGGAGUGUGCUAUGAUGAACAUGCCAGAACUGCAUUGGCAUUUGUGACAUUGAAGAAGAAUGGAGAGAGGGAGUUCAUGUUCUACAGAAACCCUAGUGCUGAUAUGCUACUGAAGGAAUCUGAGUUGAAGAUGGAUCUCAUUAAGCAGGCCAAGGUAUUCCAUUACGGAUCUAUAAGUUUGAUAUCUGAGCCAUGCAGAUCGGCUCACUUGGCAGCCAUGAAAGCCGCCAGAGCAGCUGGCGUAUUGCUUUCUUACGAUCCAAAUGUCAGGCUGCCUCUGUGGCCGUCUGCUGAUGCUGCUAGAGAUGGGAUCAAGAGCAUCUGGAAUGAAGCUGAUUUCAUCAAGGUUAGUGAUGAUGAGGUAGCAUUCCUGACACAAAAGGAUCCCGAAAAGGAAGAUGUGGUUCUGUCCCUCUGGCACGAUCGCCUCAAGCUACUUAUUGUCACUGAUGGAGAGAAGGGUUGCAGAUACUUCACUAAGAGUUUCAAAGGGAAAGUGCCUGGGUUUUCAGUGAAAACAGUUGAUACUACUGGAGCUGGUGAUGCUUUUGUUGGUUCACUUCUGGUUUCUGUAGCCAAAGAUACUUCAAUUUUUGAUGAUGAAAAGAAAUUGAGGGAGGCUUUGACAUUUGCAAAUGCAUGUGGAGCCAUUUGUACAACUCAAAAAGGAGCAAUUCCAGCCCUUCCUUCUAGUUCUGAUGCUCUUGCACUCGUCAAGUCCAAGGCCAACUAG